UAUUCAAAGUUGAAACCCCACAGUUCUGAUCUUUGCUCGAUUUUUGUUCACAUUCAUCGUUUUCUUUUUCUUUUCUUUUUUUUUUGUUUGGGGGACAAUAAUCAAUCUAUGUUCAUAUCCAUCACCGAUCACCAUGCUUAAUAACCAGCAGAAAAUGUUGAACAAGUGUUGCGAAAACAAGAAACCAGGGAAAACCAAAGGCCGGCAAAGGAUUGAGAUCAAGCAACUCGAGAAGAAAAACAACUUGCAUGUGACUUUCACGAAGCGCAGAACUGGUCUCUUCAAGAAAGCAAGCGAGCUUUGCAUCUUGUCUGGUGCAAAAAUCGGCAUUAUCGUGCUAUCUCCCAGUCCCAGAGAGAAACCUUUCUGCUUUGGCCACCCCAACAUCGAUACAAUCCUGGAUCAAUAUCUCAAUAAUAUUGGAAACCCUACUUUUGAUGAUCAAGAUUAUGCAACAACAGAUCUUCCAGCUUUUGAAGAAAUUAACAAGCAGUAUGAGGAGUCGUUGAAGGAGCUGGAGAAGGAAAAGAAGCGUGGAAAGGAGAUGGAGGAGGCAAAGAAAGUGGGAAACAAUGUCGGGUUUUGGUGGGAUAUUGAGUCUGUUGAAGGUAUGGGGAUAGAGGAGCUUGAAGCCUACAUGAAGGCUACGGAGGAGCUGAAGGAUAAUCUGAUCGUAAGGGUUAAUGCCUUGACGAUGGCUAAUGUUAUUGAGACUGUUGCCCAGGCUAAUCAUGGUCAUGGUUUUGGCUUUGCACAAAAUCCAGGUUUUGGGGGUACACAGUGA
Molecule: messenger RNA, 784 nt
Organism: Durio zibethinus
Lineage: Eukaryota; Viridiplantae; Streptophyta; Magnoliopsida; Malvales; Malvaceae
Product: agamous-like MADS-box protein AGL29
Biological process (GO): regulation of transcription by RNA polymerase II
Molecular function (GO): DNA-binding transcription factor activity, RNA polymerase II-specific; RNA polymerase II cis-regulatory region sequence-specific DNA binding; protein dimerization activity
Source: RefSeq, a predicted model, not a curated record